Molecule: messenger RNA, 5038 nt
Organism: Tachyglossus aculeatus (Australian echidna)
Lineage: Eukaryota; Metazoa; Chordata; Mammalia; Monotremata; Tachyglossidae
Gene: INO80
Product: INO80 complex ATPase subunit
Exons: 36
Coding region: 234-4946 (1570 amino acids)
Biological process (GO): DNA repair; chromatin remodeling; DNA-templated transcription
Cellular component (GO): Ino80 complex; nucleus
Molecular function (GO): histone binding; ATP hydrolysis activity; DNA binding
Source: RefSeq, a predicted model, not a curated record
CGACGACGACGACGACGACGACGAGGAGGAGGAGAGGACCCGGCCCGGCCGCCGCCGCCCCCGCCAUCUUGGGGGACGAGAAACCGCCAUCGCCCGGGCAACGCGGAGGGCGCCGCGGAGGAGGAGGAGGAGGAGGAGGAAGGCCGGCACCGCCGCUCCCCUCCCCCCCCCCGCCGGACUGGGGGCUGAGCUGCGUGUUUGGAGACCCCCGUGCAUGACGAGAGCUGUGUUCUAUGGCCUCGGAGCUGGGAGCCGGGGACGAUGGCCGCUGCCCGGAACUGGCGAAGCCCCUCUACCUGCAGUACCUGGAGAGGGCCCUGCGCUUGGAUCAGUUCCUGCGGCAGACUUCCGCCGUCUUCAACCGGAGCAUCUCCAGCGAUGACAGCGAGGACGGGCUGGACGACAACCCCCUGCUGCCCCAGUCCGGGGACCCGCUGAUCCAAGUGAAGGAGGAGCCCCCCAGCUCGCUCCUUGGAGAACCCUCCGCCGCCGGCCGCUCCGGCGCGCUCAACUCCUACUCGCUGAACGGCGUGCUGCAGCCGGAGCCCAAGUCGGAGAAAACGAACCUGUACAACUUCUCCAAGCUGAAGAAGAGCAGAAAGUGGCUGAAGGGCAUCCUGUUGAGCGAUGAGUCCAGUGACCCCGAGGACUCUCAGAGCGAAGAGGAGCGGGAGGAGGAGGAGGAGGAAGAGGACGAGGAGGAAGAGGAGGAGGAAGAGCUCAACCUCAGCCGGGAGGAGCUCCACAACAUGCUGCGGCUGCACAAGUACCGAAAGCUGCAUCAGAGCAAGUACAGCAAGGACAAGGAGUUGCAGCAGUACCACUACUACAGCGCCGGCCUGCUCUCCACCCACGACCCCUUCUACGAGCAGCAGCGUCACCCCCUCGGGCCCAAGAAAAAGAAAUUCAAAGAAGAUAAGAAACUGAAAACCAAGUUGAAAAAAGUGAAGAAGAAACGGCGGCGGGAUGAGGAGGCGUCCUCGGAGGAGUCUCCGCGUCGCCACCACCACCACCAGAUCAAGGUGUUCGCCAAGUUCUCCCACGACACCCCUCCCCCGGGGUCCAAGAAGAAGCACCUGUCCGUCGAGCAGCUGAGCGCCCGCCGGCGGAAGGUGUGGCUCAGCAUCGUCAAGAAGGAGCUGCCCAAGGCGUACAAGCAGAAGGCUUCGGCCCGCAACCUCUUCCUCACGAACAGCAAAAAGCUGGCCCACCAGUGCAUGAGGGAGGUACGGCGGGCGGCCGGCCAGGCCCAGAAGAACUGCAAGGAGACCCUGCCCCGGGCCCGGCGCCUCACCAAGGAGAUGCUCCUCUACUGGAAGAAGUACGAGAAGGUGGAGAAGGAGCACCGCAAGCGGGCGGAGAAGGAGGCCCUGGAGCAGCGCAAGCUGGACGAGGAGAUGAGAGAGGCCAAGAGGCAGCAGCGGAAGCUGAACUUCCUGAUCACGCAGACGGAGCUGUACGCCCACUUCAUGAGCCGCAAGCGGGCCGUGGGCCCCGACGGGCUCCAGGAAGAGAUCCUGCGGCAGCUGGAGGACAGCUCUGCCCAGAGGCAGAUCGACAUUGGCGGGGGCGUGGUGGUCAACAUCACCCAGGAGGACUACGAUAGCAACUACUACAAGGCCCAGGCCCUGAAGAACGCCGAGGACGCCUAUCAGAUCCACCAGGCCCGGACGAGGUCUUUCGACGAAGACGCCAAGGAGAGCCGGGCGGCGGCCCUGCGGGCCGCCAACCAGUCCGGCACCGGCUUCGGCGAGAGCUACAGCCUGGCCAACCCGUCCAUCCGGGCCGGCGAGGACAUCCCCCAGCCCACCAUCUUUAACGGCAAACUGAAGGGCUACCAGCUGAAAGGCAUGAACUGGCUGGCCAACCUGUACGAGCAGGGCAUCAACGGAAUCCUGGCGGAUGAGAUGGGGCUGGGCAAGACCGUACAGAGCAUCGCCCUCCUGGCACACCUGGCCGAGCGAGAGAACAUCUGGGGUCCUUUCUUGAUCAUCUCCCCCGCCUCGACCCUCAACAACUGGCACCAGGAGUUUGCCAGAUUUGUUCCUCGAUUCAAAGUGCUGCCGUACUGGGGAAACCCUCACGACAGGAAAGUCAUCCGGAAGUUCUGGAGCCAGAAGACGCUGUACACUCAGGAUGCCCCCUUCCACGUGGUGAUCACCAGCUACCAGCUGGUCGUGCAGGACGUGAAGUAUUUCCAGCGGGUGAAGUGGCAGUACAUGGUUCUGGACGAGGCCCAGGCACUCAAGAGCAGCUCCAGCGUCCGCUGGAAGAUCCUGCUGCAGUUCCAGUGUCGGAACCGGCUCCUGCUGACCGGAACCCCCAUCCAGAACACCAUGGCCGAGCUCUGGGCUCUGCUGCACUUCAUCAUGCCGACGCUGUUCGACUCCCACGAAGAGUUCAACGAGUGGUUUUCCAAAGACAUCGAGAGCCACGCGGAGAACAAGUCCGCCAUUGAUGAGAACCAACUGUCGCGCCUCCACAUGAUCCUGAAGCCGUUCAUGCUGAGAAGAAUCAAGAAGGACGUGGAGAACGAGCUGUCGGAUAAGAUUGAGAUCCUGAUGUACUGCCAGCUGACCAGCCGGCAAAAGCUGCUCUACCAGGCGCUGAAAAACAAAAUCUCCAUCGAAGACCUGCUGCAGUCUUCCACGGCCUCCACCCAGCAAGCCCAGAAUACCACCAGUAGCCUCAUGAACCUGGUCAUGCAGUUUAGGAAGGUGUGCAACCACCCAGAGCUGUUUGAGCGGCAGGAGACCUGGUCCCCGUUCCACAUCUCCCUGAAGCCGUACCAGAUAUCCAAGUUAAUCUACCGACACGGACAGAUCAGGGUCUUCAACCACUCCCGGGACAGGUGGUUAAGAGUUCUUCUCUCGCCUUUUGCCCCUGACCACAUCCAGCAGUCUCUGUUCCAUAGGAAGGGGGACAACAAAGAAAGUUGCUUCUCUUUCCUGCGAUUUAUCGACGUGUCCCCAGCAGAAAUGGCAAACCUCAUGCUUCAGGGCCUCCUGGCCAGAUGGUUAGCUCUUUUCCUGUCUCUGAAAGCCUCCUACAGGCUCCAUCAGCUGCGCUCCUGGGGAGAGCCAGUGGGGGAGAGCCAGCAGAGGUCUCUGGGCCUGAGGAACAAGGAUUUCCUGCUGGGCGUUGACUUUCCGCUCUCCUUUCCCAACCUGCGCAGCUGCACCUUGUUACAGUCCCUUGUGUUCAGCAGCCACUGUAAGGCGGCGAGCGGCUACUCAGAUCAGGUCAUCCACCGCCGGCGAUCGGCCACCUUCUCGGUCCGCCCCUGCCAGUUCACCGAGCUGCCGUCUUUCCUGUGCGUGGCCAGCCCGAGGGUCACGGCCGGGCCCCUGGAGUCCUACUGCAAUGACCGAAGCGCGGAGUUCGAACGCAGGGCGCUGCGCGAUGGGGGCAGCCUGGCCGCCAAGCAGUGCCUGCUGAACGGGGCCCCCGAGCUGGCCGCCGAUUGGCCCAACCGGCGCUACCAGUUCUUCCCGGCGGCCCCCGGCGGGCUCUGGGGCAUCAGGCCCCACAACGGCUGGUCUUUCAUCCGGAUCCCAGGCAAGGAGAGCCUCAUCACUGACAGCGGGAAGCUGUACGCCCUGGACGUUCUGCUCACGCGGCUCAAGUCCCAAGGCCACAGAGUCCUCAUCUACUCUCAGAUGACCAGGAUGAUCGACCUGCUGGAGGAAUACAUGGUGUAUCGGAAGCACACCUACAUGCGGCUGGACGGCUCUUCCAAGAUCUCGGAGAGGCGGGACAUGGUGGCCGACUUCCAGAACAGGAACGAUAUCUUCGUGUUCCUGUUAAGCACAAGGGCCGGAGGCCUGGGCAUCAACCUCACAGCUGCCGACACGGUGAUCUUCUAUGACAACGACUGGAACCCCACGGUAGACCAGCAGGCCAUGGACCGGGCCCACCGACUGGGCCAGACCAAGCAGGUGACCGUGUACCGGCUCAUCUGCAAGGGCACCAUCGAGGAACGGAUCCUGCAGCGGGCCAAGGAGAAGAGCGAGAUCCAGCGGAUGGUGAUCUCGGGAGGAAACUUCAAACCGGACACUCUGAAGCCCAAAGAGGUGGUCAGCCUCCUGCUAGAUGACGAAGAGCUGGAGAAGAAAUUGAGGCUGCGUCAGGAGGAGAAGCGCCAGCAAGAGGAGACCAACCGAGUGAAGGAGCGCAAGCGGAAAAGGGAGAAAUACGCAGAGAAGAAGAAGAAGGAGGACGAGCUGGAUGGGAAGAGGCGGAAAGAGGGCGUGAACCUGGUGAUCCCGUUCAUCCCCUCGGCCGACAACUCCAACCUGUCCGCCGACGGCGACGACUCUUUUGUCAGCGUGGACUCGGCCAUGCCCAGCCCCUUCAGCGAGAUUUCCAUCAGCAGCGAGUUGCACACGGGCUCCAUCCCGCCGGACGAGAGCAGCAGCGACAUGCUGGUCAUCGUGGACGACCCGGCCUCCUCGGCCCCGCAGUCCCGGGCCACCAACUCCCCGGCCUCCGUCACUGGCUCCGUCUCGGACACCAUGAACGGGGUCACCCCACAGGAGGGACCGGCCGCUGGCCGCGGGGCCCUGGGCAGGGGCCGGGGAAGGCCCAAAGGGGCCAGCGGCGCGGCGAAAGGAGCGGGGAAAGGGAGGAGCCGGAAGUCCACGGCCGGCAGCGCGGCCGCCAUGGCGGGGGCCAAGGCCGGGGCGGCGGCGGCCUCAGCGGCAGCGUAUGCCGCCUACGGGUACAACGUGUCCAAAGGAAUCUCGGCCAGCAGCCCCCUGCAGUCCUCCCUCGUGCGACCCGCCGGCCUCGCCGCCGACUUCGGACCCUCCAGUGCCUCGUCCCCCCUGAGCAAAGGAAACAGCGUCUCCGGGACCGCCAAGGGCCUCAGGCUGACGGGCAGCCUGACCCCCGACCCCCUGCUCCGCAAACAGGGCAAAGGGGCCCACCCUGCCGGGGGCCGGUAGCCCGUUGGGGCCACCGGCUGCCGGCCGGGGGACCCCGGGGUCGAGCACUUCGAUGGCGGUCCCCGGGAGAGCGGUCCUGGCCUCCCCUUUUC